Saccoglossus kowalevskii is the source of this 639-nucleotide messenger RNA. RefSeq lists its product as uncharacterized. The record is from RefSeq and is a predicted model, not a curated record. Lineage: Eukaryota; Metazoa; Hemichordata; Enteropneusta; Harrimaniidae.
AUGUCUCUUAUCAGACAGGGGUCAACAUUUCUUAUCGGAAGUAAUCAGGGCAACCUGUCAAAUGUUUGGAAUCAGAAAAGCAAACAUGCACCAUAUAACCCUCAAUGCAACGCGAAUACGGAAUGUUUUAAUCAUACAUUAAUUCAAAUAUUAAGUAUGUUUUGCGACUCUAGACAGGAAGAUUGGGAUGUAUUUAUACCGGCCGCGUUAUUUGCGUAUAGAGUAACCAGACAGGAAACGAUUCAGGAAAUGCCAUUUUAUUUGACAUAUGGGAGACGAGCGACGUUGCCAAUAGAUACAGCAUUGUUAGAACCGGAACAAGGGAAUAAAGUACCCCGAGAUUAUGCGGAAUUACUGAAAGAGAAAUUAAAAGUUGCCCAUGAAACUGCUUUAAAAUGCAUUGAAGCUAAUCAAGGAAGAAUGAAAUAUUAUUUUGACCGGCGAGCGAAAGAGAGUACUUUCCAAAUUGGGGACAUUGUUUAUUUGUAUACGCCUAAAACAACGUCGGGGUUGAGUAAAAAAUUGGAACAUCAGUGGCACGGGCCAUAUCGCACGUUUGAAAAAGUAUCUCCCGUGAAUUUCCGAUUGCAACGCGUAUGUGAUGGGAAAAUAUUCAAAAAAUAUAGUGCAUGUGAAUAG